AUGGGUUGCGUUAGCUCGAAGCAGACGGUCUCUGUGACGCCUGCAAUCGAUCACUCAGGCGUCUUCAGGGACAAUGACAAUGAAUGUUCCGGAUCGGGUCGGGUAGUGGCUGAGGAUCCGCCUCGCGCGACUCUGAAGAAGCUCGUGUCCUGGAGGAGUAAGAGCGGGAAGAGGAGGAGCCAGAGGAGCGGCGGUGAGUUGGGUAGCGAGUUGAGCGAGUCGGGACGUGCUAGCGACUCGCUGAGUUUCCGGCUCGGUAACCUCAGCAAAUACCUUGAGGCCGAGCAGGUCGCUGCUGGUUGGCCUGUGUGGUUGAGCAACGUCGCUGGUGAAGCUAUCCACGGUUGGGUCCCACUUCGAUCCGAUGCUUUCGAAAAGCUCGAGAAGAUCGGGCAAGGUACUUAUAGCAGCGUGUUCCGUGCGGUGGAGACUGAAACCGGGAGGAUUGUGGCAUUGAAGAAGGUGAGGUUCGACAACUUUGAGCCGGAGAGUGUUAAGUUUAUGGCGAGAGAGAUUCUGAUACUUAGAAGACUCAAUCAUCCCAACGUUAUCAAGCUCGAAGGUUUAAUUACUUCAAAGCUAUCUUGCAACAUACAACUCGUGUUCGAGUAUAUGGAGCAUGAUCUCACUGGUCUUCUUUCUUCCCCUGACAUCAAAUUCACGACGCCACAGAUUAAGUGUUACAUGAAGCAGCUGUUGUCUGGGCUUGAUCAUUGUCAUUCGCGAGGCGUGAUGCAUCGGGACAUAAAAGGUUCGAAUCUUUUGUUGAGUAAUGAAGGAAUACUGAAGGUGGCUGAUUUUGGGUUAGCAAACUUCAGCAAUGCUUCUGGUCACAAGAAGAAACCUCUUACUAGUCGAGUUGUGACUCUGUGGUAUCGUCCACCUGAGCUUUUACUUGGGGCAACGGACUAUGGAGCAUCUGUUGAUUUGUGGAGUGUUGGUUGUGUUUUCGCCGAGCUGCUUCUCGGAAAACCUAUUCUCCGGGGAAGAACUGAGGUUGAACAGUUGCACAAGAUCUUCAAACUGUGUGGAUCUCCACCAGAAGAUUACUGGAAAAAGUCCAAACUUCCUCAUGCAAUGCUUUUCAAGCCGCAGCAAAAUUACGACAGUUGUCUCCGGGAAACCUUGAAAGAUUUGUCUGAGACUGAAAUCAAUCUGAUAGAAACUCUUCUUUCUAUAGAUCCCCACAAACGCGGUACUGCCUCUAGUGCCCUUGUUUCUCAGUAUUUUACUACAAAGCCUUUUGCUUGUGAUCCCUCAAGCUUGCCAAUAUACCCACCUAGCAAGGAGAUAGAUACAAAGCACCGAGAAGAAGCAACAAGGAAAAAACUUAGCGUGAAUGGGAGACGUGGUCUAGAAGCGAGGAAGCCAUCACGGAAGGCCCUUUCGUUCAAUAAAUUGGCACCAGCGGAGGAUGUGCGGCACCAAACUGAAACAUUUCAGAAAAGAAUUGGUCAUUUAGUUCAUAAUUCGAUUGAGAGUGAUGCCAGGUUAUGUGGGAAACUACAAAACCCGCUAGAUCACAAGAAAGAUGAAGCUUCCCAUGUGAAAAAUGCAUCUCAAGGAGAUGUACCUUUCUCGGGGCCAUUACAAGUUUCUUUAUCAAGUAGUUUUGCUUGGGCGAAACGAGAAAAAGAUGACGUAUCUGUUAGGAUACAUAAUCGAUCUCUCUCAAGAGGUCACAUCACUAAUCUCUCUGGACAUUCUCCCGCUUUCAAUGGGAAAAGUGAUGUCGAACCUAAGAUAAAUGAGGAUAAAAAUGCUGAAAAGCGUGAGGACAAGACAGAUUCUCAAGGCCAGGAGUCAUAUGAGAUGGUGAAGCGUUCUAUGCUGAAGCAGUGGAGACAACUUGAACGUCCAGAUUCUUUUGGUGCAUCUGAAGAGUAUCACUCGCAGGAACUGUCAUUGGGACUCUAUCAGAGAGAUGGAAUGGCAAGAAAGCUGGGUAAUAAUUUGGAUGAUGGUCACAAGAUAGAGUUCUCGGACCCUUUGUUGUCUCAAUCUUAUGGAGUUGAUGCACUAUUGGAAAGACAUGAACACCGCAUCCGAAAGCUAAUUCGUAAACCGUGGUUCCAGAAAGGUAAAAUUAGGAUUGCUUUAACUGACUAUCCUUCAUUGUUCCAAGACAAACAACAAAAGUUUUUUCUUUUCUCAACUGAAUUUUAUAAAAAACAGGGGAAGUGA
Messenger RNA from Thlaspi arvense, 2184 nucleotides. NCBI's taxonomy places the organism in Eukaryota, Viridiplantae, Streptophyta, Magnoliopsida, Brassicales, Brassicaceae. The record is from the annotation of a GenBank genome assembly.